AUGGAAUACCUUUCAAAUCUUCUGAAAGAAAAUCCUUCUAGUGCUACGAGAUCGGUGCACAAUAUCUCAUUCACUUUUCCUGUUCGGUACUAUGAUUUUCACGUAUACUACUUCGCUCAUGACAAAUCAUCAAGCGACGAGUCAGACUCUUUAAGAGAUAGACUUUUGAAUGAAUUUCAAGAGGAUUGUUCUGAUGGCUCGAUUAUAGUUAAGAAGCUACCAAACGAUAAAGUGAUUGGACCACAUCCUACUCAGUUUUGGGAGGCAGAUGUUUGCAGACCAGAAGUGUUUGUCAAAGUAUUGAGUUGGUUUCAAUUGCACCAUGGAAACUUAUCCGUCUUGAUACACCCUCAAAGUGGAAAUGAUUUAGCUGACCAUACAACGAAUGCAUUGUGGUUGGGUGAAAGACUACCACUACUCACAAAUAAGCUACCCCAAGAAUCAUUGGGCAUACCAGAAUUUGGGAUUAAAGGAGGUAGCCGAAUUCCAGCAAAAGACUUCAGUAGUCAUGUACCGAUCUUGAAGUAA
This is a messenger RNA of Priceomyces carsonii, 528 nucleotides long. RefSeq lists its product as uncharacterized. The record is from RefSeq and is a predicted model, not a curated record. The coding region runs from base 1 to 528 and encodes 175 amino acids. Lineage: Eukaryota; Fungi; Ascomycota; Pichiomycetes; Serinales; Debaryomycetaceae. The transcript has a single exon.